Messenger RNA from Coregonus clupeaformis (lake whitefish), 1338 nucleotides. Its product is annotated as trans-Golgi network integral membrane protein 2-like. NCBI's taxonomy places the organism in Eukaryota, Metazoa, Chordata, Actinopteri, Salmoniformes, Salmonidae. The record is from RefSeq and is a predicted model, not a curated record. The transcript has 4 exons. Bases 1 to 1338 code for a protein of 445 amino acids.
AUGGCGACUUGCAGGAAGAUGAGACGUAGCUGGAAAAUUCACUGUGCAUUUGCCGUGUUUAUCUUGUUACAACUAUUUCCUCUCAACAGUAUUUCGGCACCCCACGACUGCGUGGCGACGCACGUCUCAAACACCAUCAUCAAGUUUGCUGACAACAUGAUGGUGGUAGGCCUUAUCGCUGGCGAUGAUGAGACAGCCUACAGGGAGGUCGUCAGUGACCAACCUCUCCCUCAACAUCCAGUUGCGGUUCAACCAUCUCUGGAUCCAGGGGUUGUUGGUUCAGAUCACUCCUUGCCUUUGAGAACCGCCAGCAAGGAUGCAGCAACAGCCGUCAUCACUGGCAAGGCAGACACAGUAACCAGUGACAAAGCUACAACACUUAUCCAGGUUGAUGAUGAUGAUGAUACAACAGUCAUUAAGGCUGUAACAGCAGAUGCUACUGCUGCUACACCCAAUGAGGGCGCUACGCCUAUCAAGGAUGCUACCACACCCAUCAAGGAUGCACCUAUCGAUGGCGUAACAGCUUAUGUCGCACCAGCCACCAAAGGGGAGGUUAUAGCUGAAUCCCCUGCCAUUAUUGCUAAAACAACUGUUGGCAAGGAAGUAUUAACUGCCGACAAGGGCAAGACAACCAAAUUGAAUGAAGAAGCAGGACGGACGACUGAAGAACUACCUCCCAAUCCCACUGAUUCAGAUGCUGCUGCUGCCUCUACCGUGGCUGCAGAUACAGCCAUCAGUACCUCCACCACCACAGUCAAAGCCCCAGAGCCUGCCAAGCCCACCCUGGAGAAACCAAGCCCUGCCUCCAACACCAAGCUUGUCGGUCGCGUGGACCCUACAGAGGAUGAGCAAGAGGACAAUUCUAUCAAAAACUUUGACGACAACCUAGAGUCCCAGACAGAGACUGACAUGUACGACGUUGAUGAGGAGGACGACUAUGACCCGAGGCCAGCAGUUAAGGCCCCUCUGGACCAGAACCAGAACUUUGGCGGCCAAGACUUCGAGGAGGAGGAAGACAUGGUGAACGCAGACAAUGACCCGGUGGUGUUCGGACCAGCAGAGAAUGCUGGGAAGAUAGAUGUGCGUAUGAAGGACACCAACAUCUACACCAUCCAGGAUGAGGACUCUCACUUCUUCUUCCACCUGGUCAUCCUGGCCUUCCUGGUGGCCAUCGUAUACAUCACCUACCACAACAAGAGGAAGAUCUUCCUCCUGGCCCAGAGUCGGCGCUGGAGGGACGGCCUGUGCUCUCGCAAAAAUGUGGAGUACCAUCGGCUGGACCAGAAUGUCAACGAUGCCAUGCCUUCCCUCAAGAUGACUCAAGAUUACAUUUUCUGA